This is a messenger RNA of Archocentrus centrarchus (flier cichlid), 4271 nucleotides long. RefSeq names its product PTPRF interacting protein alpha 3 (gene ppfia3). The record is from RefSeq and is a predicted model, not a curated record. Gene Ontology annotation, molecular function: protein binding. The coding region runs from base 154 to 3864 and encodes 1236 amino acids. Lineage: Eukaryota; Metazoa; Chordata; Actinopteri; Cichliformes; Cichlidae. The transcript has 30 exons. Gene Ontology annotation, cellular component: presynaptic active zone. Gene Ontology annotation, biological process: synapse organization.
GCUUGAGAGGAAAGAUACCCCCUCUCCCCCCAAAAAUAAACAAACUAACUGCUCAGCGUUUCAUGACGAGAGCUGACCAACCGCUCACCAGACACUCUACACAAGUGUCCUAGUCAUCUUCUCAGAUAACGCCUCUCACACCCAGGCCUCAAGAUGAUGUGCGAGGUGAUGCCCACCAUCUCGGAGGAUGGGCGUGGUGGGGGCGGAGGUGGCUCGUCUUCCCCAGCGGGGGGCGGAGGAGGAGGGAUGGGUGGUGGAAUGGGCGGCAUGGGGGGCUAUGGCAGCCGGGACCCCCGCGGCGGCAGCGGUGGAGGCGAUGAAGGGGGAAGCACAGGCAACCUGGAGUCGCUGAUGGUGAACAUGCUGACGGAGAGGGAGAGGCUGCUGGAGAGCUUGAGGGAGACGCAGGAGAGUCUGGGGACGGCGCAUCUACGCCUACGAGAGCUUGGCCACGAGAAGGAGUCCCUCCAGAGGCAACUGUCCAUCGCCCUGCCACAGGAGUUUGCAGUGCUGACCAAAGAGCUGAACCUCUGCCGCGAACAGCUGCUGGAGAGAGAGGAGGAGAUAGCAGAGCUGAAGGCGGAGAGAAACAACACACGACUGCUGCUUGAACAUCUGGAGUGCCUGGUGUCCCGCCACGAGCGCAGCCUGAGGAUGACCGUGGUGAAGAGGCAGGCCCAGUCUCCGGCCGGGGUCUCCAGCGAAGUGGAGGUCCUAAAGGCACUCAAGUCCUUGUUUGAGCAUCACAAAGCUCUGGAUGAGAAAGUGCGGGAAAGGCUACGGGUAGCUCUGGAGCGCGUGGCAGUCCUAGAGGAAGAGCUGCAGUCUUCCUCUCAAGAGGUUCUGUCUUUAAGGGAGCAGAUCAAACGACGCCAGCAAGGACUAGACAAUGGCAAAGAGAGGCUUCCCAAUGGACCCUCCUCCAUCCUGGAUGAUGGCGACAUCGACAGGCAGAGGGAGGGCGAGAUUGAGAGGCAGAGGUCAGAGCUGGGACAGCUGAAAGAGAGACUGGCCCUCAUGUGCAGACAGGUUGGGGAGAUCGAAGAGCAGCUGACAUCUGCCAGGAGGGAACUGGCUCGAUCAGAGGAGACCAACCAGAAACUACAGAGGGAUCUAAAGGAGGCGCUCUGUCAAAGGGAAGACAUGGAAGAGAGGAUUACCACGUUAGAACGCAGGUACCUGAGUGCCCAGAGGGAGGCGACUUCUCUCCAUGACAUAAAAGAUAAACUGGAAAAUGAUCUGGCCAGCAAGGAGUCGCUCUACAGACAGAGUGAAGAGAAGAACCGGCAGCUUCAGGAGCGUCUUGACGAUGCCAAACAGAAGCUGCAGCAAACCCUGCAGAGGGCUGAGACGCUGCCUGAGAUCGAAGCCCAGCUCGCCCAGAGAGUGGCUGCACUCAACAAGGCGGAGGAGCGUCAUGGUAACUUUGAGGAGCGACUGCGACAGAUGGAGGCGCAACUGGAGGAGAAGAACCAGGAGCUACAGCGAGCGAGGCAGAGAGAGAGGAUGAAUGAUGAACACAACAAGCGUCUCUCUGACACAGUGGACAAGCUACUGUCUGAGUCCAACGAGAGGCUGCAGCUCCAUCUGAAGGAGAGGAUGGCUGCUCUAGAAGAAAAGAAUGCCCUGUCAGAGGAACUGUCCAACAUGAAGAAACUCCAGGAUGAUCUGUUGGCAAACAAGGACCAGCUGAUUGCUGAGCUGGAAAGACUUCAGCUGGAGUUGGAUCAGCUGAGAGCGAGGCCCGGGGGCUCGUACUCCAGUCGCUCUCUGCCAGGUAGCGCUCUGGAGUUGAGGUAUUCCCACGGAGGCGGGUCCCUCCCAGCCGGUUCCACCACUCACCUGGAUCCCUUUGGUAAUGCCUCUGCUGGGGGCGUAGUCAGACGAAGUCACUGGGCACGCUGGAGCUCUGCCCAUGAGGACUCUACCAAGUACUCAGACUGGGAGCGUGAGGCUCUGAUGGGGACUGGGUUCCAGCCAGGCAUGGAUGUGGGAUGCUCAGAUGAUGAGGAUGAAGGGGACGCUCGGUUUGGCUCCGAGCUUCUGUCCCCCAGCGGACAGACGGAUGUGCAGACCCUGGCCAUCAUGCUGCAGGAACAGCUGGAGGCCAUCAACAAGGAGAUCAAAUUGAUCCAGGAGGAGAAGGAGAACACAGAGCUGCGUGCCGAGGAGAUCGAGAGCCGGGUCAGUGUGGCUUUGGACAGUCCGCCCAUCCCUCCUUCUUCCCUGGGGAGAGACAGCACAGGACGGGGCUUCAUCCCCACGUCCAUCACGUCCUCCACCCUGGCCUCCCCUUCUCCCCCUAGCUCUGGGCACUCCACCCCUCGUCUGCCUCACUCCCCUGCCCGUGAGACUGAUAGACAGAACAACAAAGAAGACGAUCGAUCCCUCGCUCUCCUUGACUCUACGCCUCCUCCCACUCCUCGUGCGCUGCGAUUGGACAGGAUGACCCUCACCCAUCCGGGGGCGAUGCUCGAUGACCCUAGAGAGUUUCGCAGUCUCUCGGCAGAUGGCAGCAGCACCAACAGCAGCCAAGAUUCUCUCCACAAGGCCAGUAAGAAGAAAAGCAUCAAGUCUUCCAUCGGCAGGCUUUUUGGGAAGAAGGAGAAAGGAAGGAUGGGCCCACCUGGACGGGAUGGAUCUGUUUCUCUUGCAUCUACCCCCUCUGAAGAUCAGGCAUCUGGAGACCCAAUGGGGAUGAAUAAGACAGGAACUCUUGGUCCAGCAGAUAAAGACCGCCGCAGCAAGAAAAAGCAUGAGUUGCUGGAAGAAGCAUGUCGCCAAGGACUUCCCUUUGCAUCGUGGGAUGGACCUACUGUUGUGUCUUGGUUGGAGCUGUGGGUGGGAAUGCCCGCCUGGUAUGUCGCCGCCUGCCGUGCCAACGUGAAAAGUGGCUCAAUCAUGGCCAACCUGUCCGACACUGAGAUCCAGCGGGAGAUUGGCAUCAGCAACCCACUGCAUCGCCUCAAACUGCGGCUGGCCAUCCAGGAGAUGGUGUCCCUCACCAGCCCGUCUGCCCCAGCCAGCACUCGCUCUUCUACCAGUAACGUGUGGAUGACCCACGCAGAGAUGGAGUCUCUGAAUGCGGCCACCAAACCUCCGGAGCUGAAAGAGUUUAGCUGGGAUCAGAUACUGGCCUAUGGCGAUAUGAAUCAUGAGUGGGUGGGCAACGAGUGGCUGCCCAGCCUGGGCUUGCCACAGUACCGGAGCUAUUUCAUGGAGUCCCUGGUGGAUGCCCGCAUGCUGGACCACCUGACCAAGAAGGAACUGAGAGGACAGCUCAAAAUGGUGGACAGCUUCCACAGGGUCAGCUUGCAUUACGGCAUCAUGUGCCUGAAGCGUCUAAAUUACGAUCGCAAGGAGCUGGAGCGGAGGAGAGAGGAGAGCGCCCACCAGAACAAAGAUGUGAUGGUAUGGUCCAAUGAGCGCGUGAUGUGCUGGGUGCAGAGUAUUGGUCUGAAGGAGUAUGCCGACAACCUCCGGGAGAGCGGCGUCCAUGGGGCUCUGCUGGCUUUAGAUGACACGUUCGACUACACCGACCUGGCCCUGCUACUGCAGAUCCCCAAUCAGAACACGCAGGCCAGACAGCUCCUGGAGCAGGAGUACAACUCCCUCAUUUCCAUGGGUACUGAGAGACGGCCCGAUGAGGAUGGAACUAAGACGUUCACCCGCUCUCCCUCCUGGAGGAAGAUGUUUAGGGAGAAGGACCUGCGGGGCGUGACCUCUGACUCUGCCGAGACCCUGCCUGCUAACUUCCGUGCCUCAGCCAUCUCUACACCCUCCGUUACCCUGAGAAAGGUUCAGAGUGAAGCCAGCUCUGGUGCCCGGGGUGAAUCUGCCUCAGUGAGGACGUACUCCUGUUGAGGGGCUGAGGGCGCUAACAGGAUUGGGACUAGAGGACCCUCUCGCUCAUCCACGGAGAAAGAAGCAAUGAAUAUAACCAUUUAACUUUAAAUAAAUCUUUCAGUCUGACCAUUCUGCAAUAACAGAAGCAAAGAAAUGAAAGGGGAAAUUAAGAAUGUAUGAAUGUAUUUUCCGACCAGACUUGGAAGGUGGACAAGCUGUUUUCUCCCUCUGUCUCUCACUGCCUGUCUCAGCUCUUCCUCUCUCAGUGUGAAGGCGUGUGGAAAGGACAACGCCGGUGUUGGUUUAGAGUCUGCGCCAUCGCGUCAUGCCGGUUUCUCCUCUCUUCAUUCCUGUCGGUGUCCACGUAAAGUUAGCAGAGUUGGCAAUAUCAGGGCUCAUUUUCCUACCUACAGAGAAAAAAAAAA